Molecule: messenger RNA, 648 nt
Organism: Papaver somniferum (opium poppy)
Lineage: Eukaryota; Viridiplantae; Streptophyta; Magnoliopsida; Ranunculales; Papaveraceae
Exons: 3
Coding region: 81-395 (104 amino acids)
Source: RefSeq, a predicted model, not a curated record
CGUUUAUCCGCCGAAAUUUUAUUUGUUGUGAGAGAAAUUUUAUUACAGCAAAUUGCUUCACAUUUCAAGGAAAGUACAAUAUGGAUCAGGCAUUGUUGGACGCUAAAUAUUUGUUAGACGAUGCUGUUAAAUACGGAUCCAACUUACACCAGCCAAAUGGUACUCUCGGCGGAAAGAUGGUCACAAGCAUUCAGGCUUAUGUCGAUAUCAUCGACAACUAUAAUAUGCAAGUCGAUGACGUGGAGGCGGCUGAAGGGCUUAUUGAUUUCAUUAAUGCAGCCGUUGCUGCGCCGGGCAGCAACGGACACCUUACCUCUAUCUUGCUUGAUCGUCUUCGAACUUUCACGAAGUCCUACCUGGCGUCAAUUAAGCAACAACGCGGGGAUGCUGAUUGAUCUCAUGUGUAUGAAUUGGUCGUGUCAGUGGUGCUAGCUCGUCGGCUAGUCAACUGUGAAAGUACUUCUGAACGCACUCAAUUCUGUCUGAAACUCUGUUUUCUUUAUCUAUUCCCAAAAGAUUUUUUUAAAAUCAUUUUGAGGUUAAAACAAUGUUAAGUUUCUGUUGAAUGGUUAUGUUAGUUUUAUCAUUUCAAUAGUAAACACUGGAGUUACUUUUGUUUGUAUUGGAUUGAUGGUCUUACGUUAUUUU